This is a messenger RNA of Hypomesus transpacificus, 2118 nucleotides long. RefSeq names its product procollagen C-endopeptidase enhancer 2b (gene pcolce2b). NCBI's taxonomy places the organism in Eukaryota, Metazoa, Chordata, Actinopteri, Osmeriformes, Osmeridae. Bases 123 to 1430 code for a protein of 435 amino acids. Gene Ontology annotation, molecular function: protein binding. The transcript is spliced from 9 exons. The record is from RefSeq and is a predicted model, not a curated record.
UGCUCCCCUCCCUUCUGCUACGCAGAACAAACGCUAUAUUCAUCUGCUCCAGCUUGCAGUCAGAGAAACUCCCUCCAGGAACUUCUGGGUACUUUUCCUCACCGUUUCAGCUACUGAAAACAAUGCCAUUCGUGCCACGGGGCGAAAACAGGCGAAGUGCCCGGUCCAUUAACCAGACAAUGUGGAGAAUAUGCAGUAUUUUUUGCGCAUGGGGUGUUGUGUUUUUGACUGAGGUCUGCGCGCAGUCACAAAGGAGACCGACGUUCACAUGCGGUGGAAACCUAACUGGAGAUUCAGGGGUUAUUGGUAGCCAGGGUUACCCUGGGGUGUACCCCCCAAAUACCAAAUGUGUCUGGAGAAUAACGGUCCCUGAGGGCAAAGUCGUGGUCCUCUCCUUUCGCUCUAUCGACCUGGAAAGCGACAACCUGUGUCGCUACGACUACGUCGAUGUGUACAGCGGCCAUGUUAGCGGCCAGCGCUUGGGGCGCUUCUGUGGCACGUUCAGGCCCGGUGCACUGGUCUCCACGGGAAACAAGAUGCUCCUCCAGAUGAUGUCUGAUGCCAACACAGCUGGAAGUGGCUUCCUGGCAGUUUACUCGGCUGCCCAGCCACAUGAGAGAGGAGACCAGUAUUGUGGGGGUCGCUUGGACAAACCUUCAGGGUCCUUUAAGACCCCCAACUGGCCAGAGAAGGACUACCCAGCUGGUGUGACCUGCUCCUGGCACAUAGUGGCACCAAAGAACCAGAUCAUCGAGUUGAAGUUUGAGAAGUUCGACGUGGAAAGAGAUAACUAUUGCCGUUACGACUUCGUGGCGAUCUUCAACGGGGCCGAGAUCAACGACGCCAAGAGGAUUGGGAAGUUCUGCGGGGACAGCCCUCCAGAUCCAGUGUUCUCAGAGGGGAACCAGCUCCUAAUCCAGUUCCUGUCAGACCUCAGUCUAACAGCGGACGGUUUUAUCGGCCACUACAAGUUCCGACCCAAGAGGUUCCCCACCACCACGAUGCCGCCGACCACCACCACCCCACCCCCCACCAGCAGACCCAUACCCCUCAAGUACUCCGUAGCUCUGUGUCAGCAGAAAUGCAAAAGGCAGGGGACCCUUGAGAACAACUAUUGUUCCAGCAACUUUGUGAUUUCGGGAACGGUCAUCACGGCGGUGAUGCGAGGAGGCAGCAUGUUCGCCACCAUCUCCAUCAUCAACGUGUACAAAGAAGGAAACCUAACCAUCCAGCAAGCUGGCAAGACCAUGAGCACCAAGAUCGUCAUCCUCUGCAAGAAAUGCCCCUUCAUCAGACGAGGCUUGAACUACAUCUUCAUGGGCACAGUGGACGAGGACGGACGCGGGAAGGUCGCCCCACACCAUUUUGUCAUGGCAUUCAAGGCCAAGAACCAGAAGGGCCUCAACGUGCUGAAGAACAAACGUUGCUGAGUCACUUCCCCCCCCCCCCCGACACACACAGGGGGAGACCCAGCCCCACCCUGACACAAUGAGGCCCCUCCAUGUUUCUCACCGCUCAGCAUGCCCUCACCUCCUACCACCUUACUUUGCUUUACUUGGAAUUUCGUCUCUCACUUUUUCUCGUUUUCUGAGCUGGGCCAUUAUCGUGCGCAAUGUGAAGGGUAAGUGUGAUAGAUAAACCCCUGGGGAAGAGAUAGAGAGGGGUGGGGUACAUUUUAGUGUUGCAGGUUUGACCGACCAGACAUCUUGUGAGUAUUUGUAAGAGGAAGUAAAAUAUUGUAGUUUGGGGGUUGUAGUUUUCAUGACAGUGUUUACAAAACUGCUCUUUAUUUCCUUAGUUUACAAUGAAUGCUAAACUAUGGGAAGUAUUCUAUGUGGUGUUAAGUGCAAUAGUUCAUUAUAUAGCAUUUGUUAAAAAAUAUUUGGUGUCAUGCUGUUUUUAUGUGUGGCAACUGCUCUUAUUUGCCAAAGCUUAACUUGAAAAUGGAUGCAUAGCACCUGGAUCAUUUUUAAAGCUUGGUUUGUUUAUAAUGAAAAUACAGACAUGAAAGUAACAAAAUAAAGUAUUUUCCUAUGAAACCAUCAUUAAAUAAAUGUUAUUUAUAUUUUAUUGUUUUCAUCCGCCCUAAUAAAAUUCUAAAUUACAUUAUAAUUCGAA